This is a messenger RNA of Agrilus planipennis (emerald ash borer), 1925 nucleotides long. RefSeq names its product vacuolar protein sorting-associated protein 51 homolog. The transcript has 9 exons. Gene Ontology annotation, biological process: Golgi organization; Golgi vesicle transport; lysosomal transport. Gene Ontology annotation, cellular component: EARP complex; membrane; GARP complex. Lineage: Eukaryota; Metazoa; Arthropoda; Insecta; Coleoptera; Buprestidae. The coding region runs from base 246 to 1901 and encodes 551 amino acids. The record is from RefSeq and is a predicted model, not a curated record.
CAAACGUCAGGUUUUUAGGUUAUGUUUGUAUGAAAGAUUAAAAAUUUUUACUUUCGAAGAGGUUUUUUGUGAUUAUACCUUUAAAAUUGUACAGAAUAUGACUAUAAUAUACCUAAUAUUUAAUUUUAAGCUAAUCUAAUCUAACCAAAUCUCGUAUCCUUUCUAUAAAUUCUUCCUGAGACAGAAAAACAGUGCCCAACAUUGAACUUGGACUUAUACAAAAACGAAAAAUACAAUUAAGCAAAAUGGGUGACAAAAAACCAAGUGUACUGGACUUAAAUAGCCCUAAUUUUAAUCCAAAUUUGUACCUAGAGAAACUUUUCAAGGAAAGUUCCCUGAGGCAAAUCAUGGACACAGAGAGUGAAACAAUUAAAGAUACACAAACCCUACAUUCUGACAUGCAAACGUUGGUGUAUGAAAACUAUAAUAAGUUUAUAAUCGCUACUGAUACUGUAAAAAAGAUGAAAAACGACUUUAAAAAAAUGGAAACUGAAAUGGACCUUCUAGCUCAAAACAUGGAUUCAAUAACAUCAUUUUCCCAACAAAUAUCAACAACUCUUCAGGGCACUAGAGACCAAAUAAGCAAACUGUCAGGGGUUCACAGUCUAUUAAAGAGAUUACAGUUCUUAUUUAAGCUCCCAGCAACGUUAAAGAGCAGUAUGGAUGAAAAAAAUUAUAAACAGGCUGUUCAAGACUACCUUCAUGCCCAAAAAGUCCUCCAACAAUAUGGAAAUCUACCUUCAUUUGAAGGUAUAAAAACAGACUGUGAAAUAAUCCUCACAGAAUUGAAAAAUGAACUUAGAAACCAAUUCAACAACUCUGAAGCAUCAGCCAAAGCACUUGCUGAAUCAGUUGAUUUGUUGCUUCAAUUGGAAGAACCUGCUAAGGAAUUAUGUGUGGAAUUCUUAUCUUGCGCUGAAAAACGACUAAACGAACAACUGGUCAUUUUAAGAGACCAGAGUGAACAGAGGGACAUUAUCGAAUUUGUAGACUUAGGAUGUUCAGGAUUCUUAAGUGACUUAUGUUUGGUCGUAGCUUCUUUCCACGACAUGUUCAUUAACAGGGCUGCACGAGACAACAUAGAAAAUAGCGAAAUUUUUGAAAGUUUCGCCGCUAAAGAAUUAAACAUAUUCAUCAUAGAAAAGAUGAACAAAUAUUUCGAACUGGUACAGAAUAAAGUAGACUUAGAACACGACAUAGGCGACACCAAUAUUUUAGUUGAGGCCUUAGACAGAUUCUAUAGGAGAUUGCAAGCCAUGAACACGCUCUGUAGAAACACAGAUUUUGCGAAAACUGGAAUCGACAUUGUAAUAAACGCAGGUAGAAAACAGUGUAAGACACAUUUGCAAGUCCUUAAACUACAUCUAUCUGAUUCUCUAACGAAAAUCCGUCAAAGUCUAGGAACCCCUAAACUUAUCACACAAGACGAUACUAACAAAAACUUGCACGAAAUAUUAAACUCUUUGAUAGUAACUGUAGUCGAAAAAAUCAAAGGAGUUUUGCAAGAUUUAGUGGUUUUUAUAAGGCCCGAACUGACGUUUGCCCAUAAACCGGAAUUCAGAGACAGUUUUUGCAUUGACAAUGUAAGAGAGGGGCUCAUAGUUUGCUUUUUGCAUCAUGUAACAGCUACCGCAAGAAAUUUUUGUUCUAACAACGUUUGGGACCCCAAAGUGCCCCCUGCUUUACUACUAUUACUGUCAAAGUUUUGUUUAGAUUUUCAAAAUGGACAUGUACACUUUUUGCUAUCGCAAACCGACGAGCUUUUGGGUAUAAAUUCGAAAGGUUCGACUGCUCUUACAACCGAAAAUGAAAUAAAUCCGUCGAUUCAAGAGUCUGCUCAAGAAUUACUAAAUUAUUACGUUAGAUUGCAAGGACUUAAUAUUUCACAGGCACGUUUUUAAAGUUCUGUAAUUAAAGAGGCUGAA